UGCGCGUGGAGCGUUAAACCACGCCCAUCGGCAGAGUCGAUGACGUCACUCGAUUGGACAGCGAUGGGGACUCGAGCGAGCGCUGCUGUUCCUCACCAGAAAAUGAGCAACCUUCCCUUCUCUCGGUCUGAGGUGUUUGGGGAGCUGAGGAAGGAGCUGCAUGAAGAUGAAGCGUUCGAUCAGUCGGCGCACAUCUUCAUCAUCAUGGGAGCAUCGGGGGAUCUGGCUAAGAAGAAAAUCUACCCAACUCUAUGGUGGCUGUACAGAGACGGCCUCCUCCCUGAGCAGACGUAUUUUGUGGGCUUUGCUCGCUCUGACCUGACAGUCGAUGCCAUUCGGACUUCUUGCAUACCAUACCUGAAGGCGACGGAUAAAGAUGCAGAGCGGUUGUCGGCCUUCUUCAAGAGGAACACGUACAUCAGUGGGAAAUAUGCAGAUGAGAGUUCCUUCUCCAAACUCGACGCGCACAUCAGGUCUCUUCCCGGAGGAACCGAGGCAAACCGUCUCUUUCUACCUGGCGCUGCGCCGCCCACCGUCUACCACGACGUUACCAAGAACAUCAAGCAGUGCUGCAUGGGCACCAAAGGCUGGACCAGGGUGAUUGUAGAGAAGCCGUUUGGACACGACCUUCAGAGCUCCGAGGAGCUGUCCACUCACCUCUCCUCGCUCUUCACUGAAGACCAAAUCUACCGUAUAGAUCACUAUCUGGGCAAAGAAAUGGUGCAGAACCUCAUGGUGCUCAGGUUUGGGAACCGAAUCUUCGGGCCGAUCUGGAACCGGGACAGUGUGGCCUCUGUUGUUCUCUCCUUUAAAGAACCGUUUGGGACUCAGGGACGAGGAGGCUACUUUGAUGAUUUUGGCAUCAUCCGCGAUGUCAUGCAGAACCACUUGCUCCAGAUGCUCUGCCUUGUUGCCAUGGAGAAACCGGCUUCCACCAGCUCCGAUGAUGUCAGGGAUGAAAAGGUGAAGGUGCUGAAGUGCAUCGCUCCGCUGUCCAUGUCUGAUGUGGUGCUGGGUCAGUAUGUGGGGGAUCCAGAGGGGGAGGGAGACGCCAAACUGGGUUAUCUUGAUGAUCCAACAGUUCCUAAAGGAUCAACUCAGGCCACCUUCACCAUGGCUGUACUUUAUGUGCACAACGAACGCUGGGAUGGUGUUCCUUUCAUCCUUCGUUGUGGAAAAGCUCUGAAUGAGAGGAAAGCUGAGGUGCGGCUGCAGUUCACAGAUGUCCCGGGGGACAUUUUUGGAAAUCAGUGUCGCAGGAAUGAGCUUGUGGUGCGCGUGCAGCCCAACGAGGCCGUCUACGCCAAGAUGAUGAGCAAGAAGCCCGGCGUGUACUUUAGCCCUGAGGAAACGGAGCUGGACCUCACCUACAAGAGUAGAUACAAGGAUGUGAAGCUUCCAGACGCUUACGAACGUCUCAUCCUGGACGUCUUCUGUGGGAGUCAGAUGCACUUUGUGCGCAGUGAUGAACUAAGGGAAGCAUGGAGGAUCUUCACACCACUUCUUCAUCACAUAGACCGAGAGAAGCCCAAACCUAUUCCUUACAAAUAUGGAAGUCGGGGCCCAACAGAAGCAGACGACCUGGCAAAGAAAGUUGGAUUUCGCUACGAAGGCACUUACAAAUGGGUCAACCCUCACAGACUGUGAAUUGUGAUGAGGGAGGAGUAGAGGUAGGAUAGUAGGAGAGGGGGGUGGGGGUAAGUGAGCAGUGUCUUUUGAGGAAGGUGGCGUUUCCACUAUGUGGAUCCAUCGCUGUAUCAGAAACAAGCAAUUAUUUCUCAGGUAUGGCAAUUAUUCCUUGGAACCAGUUCAUCAGACAUUAAAAAGAUAAUUAUCCAUUUAUGCUGUCAUCAUGCGCUAAUACUGCAGUUCUUGUGUUUUUUCUUCACACAUUCACAGCGACUGUCCGUGUUAUAUUUGAGAGGUGGUACUAAGUCAGUUGGACAGAGAACAAAAAUAACAUGUCUGAUGAACUUGCUCCAUGUCUGAAUGGUAAAUGGAAUGACUGAAUAACAAUAGAGACAACAAAACGCGGCUGAAUCGCGCUCCCUCGUUGUACCAAAGAUGGUAACAGCAGAGACGAGGAAUGAUUGUUCACCAGCUGUCACUCUUAAUAACCGUUGUGAUUGUAAUGCCAUUAUGCUUUGACUGCAGUUAUUAAUCGCACUCGGUGGAAUUUAUUUGUACAACUCUUUCUGCCUCCUUUUUAGUGACUGUGUGGUUUAUAAAGGGCAUCUUUCUCUUCGAAGCAUUCAUACUGGAAUAGUCUUAAGUGUCCUUAUGGACAAACAAGCUCUCGUAGCCGCCUUCUGAGCUUCAUUCCCUUUUUUUUUUUUGUUUACAUGUUCUUUAGGUUUAUUUAAACUCAUUCCAGAUUUCUGCACAGGUCAACGGUGAAUGUCUGUAAUGUGCUGAAAACUCACGUGUAAAGCUCGCUACAUUUCCACAACUUGUCAUAAAUAAACCAGCUUUGCUUCUCCGUU
Messenger RNA from Cyclopterus lumpus (lumpfish), 2483 nucleotides. Its product is annotated as glucose-6-phosphate 1-dehydrogenase-like. Gene Ontology annotation, cellular component: cytosol. Gene Ontology annotation, biological process: glucose metabolic process; pentose-phosphate shunt, oxidative branch. The record is from RefSeq and is a predicted model, not a curated record. NCBI's taxonomy places the organism in Eukaryota, Metazoa, Chordata, Actinopteri, Perciformes, Cyclopteridae. Gene Ontology annotation, molecular function: glucose-6-phosphate dehydrogenase activity; NADP binding.